UUUCGGCGAGGCGUCGGCAGGAAACCAGGGCGAGUCGGGACCAGCCCAAGGCGGGCAGGAGCGGCACCGAGCGCCCUGCCGCCCCCGCUGCGCCCCGGCACCGCCUGCAGGCAGCGGUGCCAGGCGGCGGUGCCAGGCGGCGGUGCCAGGCGGCCAUGGAGGCGGCGAUGCCGGCGGAGGAGGCGCUGGUGCUGGUGGAGUACGGCUUCGAGUACCGAGCCAAGGACGGCACCUUGGUCUCCAUCAAGCCCAACGAGCGCUACGUCCUGCUCAAGAGGACCAACCACCACUGGUGGCACGUCCGGCGGAGCGGCGACGCUCGGCCCUUCUACAUCCCUGCCCAGUACGUGAAGGAGCUGCCCCCCAUCGCCACCCCGGCCACGCGUGACCCCCCGCCGCCGGCACACGUCGGGACGGAGCCGGCACCGCUCAGCCCCCCGCAGCCACCAGCCUACGAGUAUCGGUUCGUCGGUGCCACCGAGGGCAAAGAGCCGGCUGGAGGAUGCUCGGCGCCCAGGAAGGACUCGGUGCCCAGGAAGGACUCGGUGCCCAGGAAGGAUUCGGUGCCCAGGAAGGAUUCAGUGCCCAGAGUGGACUCGGUACUCAGAAGGGACUCGGUGCCCAGGAAGGAUUCGGUGCCCAGGAAGGAUUCGGUGCCCAGAGGGGACUCGGUACUCAGGAGGGACUCGGUGCCCAGGAGGGACUCAGUGCCCAGGAGGGACUCACCACCAGCACUCAGCUCUUUUCGGGUCCCCCCAGGACUAAGCCCGCACCCCGCUGAGCCCGUGCGACCCUCGCACUCCCUGGAUGACCUGGCACGGGUGACACCGGCCCCGCACGGUGCCACCACCACAGGGUUGUGUGCGGACCCUCCAGGACAUGCUCGCCCGCUUGGCAAGAGCCGCUCCGAGACCCUCUACGCCCCCGGGCAGGACAAGGAGGUGGCCAGGAGGUGCCCAGGGUCCGGCCAUGCGACUCAGGCACGCAAGGAGCCGGAGGAGCCCCCAGCACCCAUCUACCUCAACCUCCUGGAGCUGCAGGAAGAAGCUGCUGCUGCUGCUGCUGCCUCCAGCAGCUCGGCCCCCGAGGAAGCCCCGAGCUCGGUGUGGGACUGGGAGACCCACAGGGACGCGGAGAGUGGACUCCUGUUCUACUACAACCCUGGCACGGGAGAGACCACCUGGGACUGCCCCUUCGGGCAGGCAGAGGACGCAGUGAGCCUCAGCGCCUCGCCCAGCUCCUCGCCCGCCCGCAGCCCCGAGCCCACCGACUGGGACCAGUACGUGGACGAGGGCAGUGGGCAGCCCUUCUUCUACAACCCACGCACAGGGGAGACCUCCUGGGACCCCCCCGGCGCCGCCGACACGGCCCGGGACAGGCAGCCCCGGGGGAGGUGGGACGGGGCCAUGGAGCAGAGGCCACCCACCCCAGAAGCAGACUAUCCCAACCUGUCUCCAGAGGAGCUGGAGGCCUGUGCUGAGGACUACUCACCCAUGGGCUCCUAUGACCAUGGGUCUGCUCUCUCCCUGUCCCCGAGGCACCCUGAGGAGCUGGGCAGCCCCCAGGGCUGGCACCGGCACAGCCACCCCGAGGGAGCCAUCGUCUGCCCUGAGCACUGCACCUCUGACACGGUGCCAGCAGGUGGCUGCCACAACCGGACCAGCAGCAGCUCCAGCCAGGACAGUGGGCUCUGGGCCUGGCACAGCACUGUGCCACCGUCCCCGGGGCUCAAGGAGGAGAAGCUGAGAGGCCUGGAGAAGGCAGGGAUGCUGCACCGCGCCAAGACCAUGGACAGGGGCAAGCGGCUCCGGAAGAACUGGAGCUCCUCCUGGACCGUGCUGGAGGGAAGGAUCCUCACCUUCUUCAAGGACUCCAAGCACUCAGCAGCUGCUGCCUUGCGGCAGCCCAGCACCCUGACCACCCCCGAGCACACGGUGGAGCUGAGCGGUGCCACCCUGGCGUGGGCCAGCAAGGACAAGUCCAGCAAGAAGCAUGUCCUGGAGCUGAGGACCAGGGAGGGCUCCGAGUUCCUCAUCCAGCACGACUCGGAGCAGAUCAUCACAGCCUGGCAGAAGGCCAUCACCGACAGCAUCAGCAGGCUGGCCAUCGACCUCCCUGCAGAGGAGGAUGCUGAAGCUGGAGCUGAAUUUGGCUCGCGGGAGAAGCUGGCAGUGCCCGGGCAAGCAGUGGGCAGUGCCAGCGGUGACAGCGACGUCAGCAGAGUGCGCAACAAGCUCCGCAAGUUCCUGCAGAGGAGACCAACGCUGCAGUCCCUGCGGGAGAGAGGCUACAUCAAGGAUCAGGUCUUUGGGUGCUCCCUGCCAGUGCUGUGCGAACGGGAGCGGGGGACGGUGCCGCGCUUCGUGCUGCAGUGCAUCCAGACCGUGGAGAGGAGAGGUCUGGACAUCGAUGGCCUCUACAGGGUCAGCGGCAACCUGGCCACCAUCCAGAAGCUGCGCUACAAAGUGGAGCACGACGAGCAGCUGGACCUGGAUGAUGGGCGCUGGGAGGACAUCCACGUGGUCACCGGGGCCCUGAAGCUCUUCUUCAGGGAGCUGCCGGAGCCGCUGGUGCCCUUCAGCCACUUCGACAAGUUCAUCGCUGCCAUCAAGAUGCAGGACCCGAGCUGGCGAGGCCGCUGCGUGCGGGACCUGGUGUGCUCCCUGCCGCCUGCCCACCACGACACCAUGAAGGUCCUGUUCCGCCACCUCUGCAGGGUGAUCGAGUGCAAGGAGGAGAACCGCAUGUCGGUGCAGAGCGUCGCCAUCGUCUUCGGCCCCACGCUGCUGCGCCCGGCGGGCGAGGAGGCCAACAUGGCCAUGCACAUGGUCUUCCAGAACCAGGUGGUGGAGCACAUCCUCAACCACUACAGCUACAUCUUCCCCGAUGGCUAAAGCCCCACCCUGGGGACACGUGUGGGGACAAGCUCGAGGCUGGGGACAUGAAGGAGCAGCCUCUCGGGGGAAGGACUUGGCCACGUGGCACUUUGGACAGUGGGGCGGUGGAGGGCAGCCUGGUGGCCUGGCUGGCUCAGGGGUGCAGCUCCAGGGAUGGAUGCCAGAGCUGGGGGCACCUGCAGCACCUUGUUCUCCCCUGCCACCCACUCCUCUGUGGAGGCUGAGCCCCGGAGGGUGUGUGGAGUUGGAGGGGGUCCUGGUCGGGCGAGAGGGGACAGUGGAGCUCUGCGGUCGGAUCCCAUCUCAGCAGGGUCUGUGGCACAGGCAGGGAUGGGUAAGAGGAUGGAGGAUGAAGGAUGUGGGAUGAUGGAGGAUGGAGCAUGAGGGAUGA
Molecule: messenger RNA, 3288 nt
Organism: Pogoniulus pusillus (Red-fronted tinkerbird)
Lineage: Eukaryota; Metazoa; Chordata; Aves; Piciformes; Lybiidae
Gene: ARHGAP27
Product: Rho GTPase activating protein 27
Exons: 16
Coding region: 156-2894 (912 amino acids)
Biological process (GO): regulation of GTPase activity; signal transduction
Cellular component (GO): cytoplasm
Molecular function (GO): protein binding
Source: RefSeq, a predicted model, not a curated record